Molecule: messenger RNA, 642 nt
Organism: Triticum aestivum (bread wheat)
Lineage: Eukaryota; Viridiplantae; Streptophyta; Magnoliopsida; Poales; Poaceae
Product: probable L-type lectin-domain containing receptor kinase S.5
Exons: 4
Coding region: 1-642 (213 amino acids)
Molecular function (GO): carbohydrate binding
Source: RefSeq, a predicted model, not a curated record
AUGACCCUCCCUGAGUCGAAAUCCCGCGACCUUGCGGCUCAUUAUACCGAGCUGGAGAACAAGCACAUCCAGCUCGAGCUGGAUCUGAAGCUGGCAAGGCGUGGUCCGCAGUCCACCUCGUUCAGGACAGAUUUCCUGCUCAACAUCCUCCCCGGUCAGAAUGGGGCUGGAGAAGGUAUGGCAUUUGUGCUCACAAACAAUCCAUCGUUGCCCAGCAACAGCAGUGGCCAGUGGCUUGGCAUAUGCAAUGACACGACAGACGGCACGAAGACGGACCCAGUUGUAGCCGUCGAGUUUGACACGAGGAAGAGCUACGAGGAUGACCUUGAUGGCAACCAUGUCGGCAUUGACAUCAACAGCAUCAAAUCUAUUCGGCAGUACCCGCUUAGUAAUGUUUUCAUCGUUCUCUCAAGUGGGUCUGAUGUAUGGGUUAGUAUCAGGUACCACGGCACAUCAAAAUUGUUUCAAGUAUUUCUAGUCCAACAUAGCAUCCGUGGGCGGUAUGUCUACCAAGGAGAUAUCUACAUUGAUCUAUCACAGCUUCUGCAGGACAAGAUAUAUUUGGUAUUUGCUGGUUCCACUGGCAACUUCACCCAACUGAACCAGAUAAAGUCGUGGAACUUCACCAUGAUAGAUGAAUAA